Molecule: messenger RNA, 1158 nt
Organism: Ceratina calcarata
Lineage: Eukaryota; Metazoa; Arthropoda; Insecta; Hymenoptera; Apidae
Product: death-associated protein 1
Exons: 3
Coding region: 124-432 (102 amino acids)
Biological process (GO): apoptotic signaling pathway; negative regulation of autophagy; cellular response to amino acid starvation
Molecular function (GO): death domain binding
Source: RefSeq, a predicted model, not a curated record
CAUCGAGUCAGUUAGCGCAUUGGCGCAGUGCAACGAGCGGUGUACGUGUUAUUCCCACGGUUAUUCCGUAGUGCAAAACGUGCAGCUUAAUUGGGUCCGAAUCUAUUAUUAAUUGAGGGGCAAAUGUCAACUCCGGACGAGAGCGAGCUCAAGGGUGGCCACCCUCCUGCAGUUAAAGCGGGCGGGAUGAGGAUCACUCAGCACAAAACGCCGAAGGAGGAGCGCGAAUUGAAGCCGAUUAAGGACGUGGACGAGAAUAAACCGUCGACCAGCCCGCCGAAGACAUUGAUGAUCAGCGGAGUUCCUGCAAAGGGGAACGCAGACUUCCCUCCAGAGGCUGUCCAAGCCUUCCACCAGAAGCCUUUGCCGACUCACGACAUUCGUCCUAUGCACUCUUCGCGUCCUAUCAUUAUCCAACAGCCAAGGAAGUGAACAAUUCGCUUAUUCUUCAUCGACCCGAGGCUAUCAACAACUACAGCCCAAAUGCUUAUCAUUAAAAGUAAAAAAAAACAGAAAAAAAAUUAUAGAUAUGUAUAUGUACUUGGAAGCUUCUCUGAGACGUUGGGAUUUCACGUAUACUUUCAAAAGUAUGUGAUCCUAUUCUCAGGGAACUUCGACUUCGCGCAACGCGAAGCGGAAGUACUUCGUGAGAGUUUAUUACUGUUGAGAAGAAAGAAAGAAUUUAUUUUUCAUGCAACGCUACGAGAUUCCUGUAUCGGCAUUUAUUAAACGAACGACCCGCUCCGCUUUGCGAAGUACCGUUCGCACGUAACUAAGAUUAGAUUAGACUGUUGCGUAAAUAGUUGCUCUUAUCUGGAUUUUGUAAUCGAUACAUAUAUGUACUUCGGUUUAUGCAUCGCGCGAUAAAGAAUAUUUGUAAACGCCUUCGGGACCAGUAUGUAUAUUUCGUGUUGGAACGCAUAAGAAAGCUAAUGUUAUUUUCAGUUUUUGAAAUCCGUGCACUCUUAGUCUUACCCGUAGGUACCAGGGGAAGUUACGUUGGUCGACGCUAUAGUUUUUCACUUCGCGAAACAGAAUCGUACCAUUCGUGCGAAUGAAACUGUUGCGCGUGUAAAUGUCGGACGAGACUCAUCGCGUUGAAGACAGUUUAUACUUGAGACUUGAAGAAAACAAUAUAUAUGUACGUUCUUAUUCGUA